Molecule: messenger RNA, 4580 nt
Organism: Callorhinchus milii (elephant shark)
Lineage: Eukaryota; Metazoa; Chordata; Chondrichthyes; Chimaeriformes; Callorhinchidae
Gene: usp40
Product: ubiquitin specific peptidase 40
Biological process (GO): protein deubiquitination
Cellular component (GO): cytosol; nucleus
Molecular function (GO): cysteine-type deubiquitinase activity; cysteine-type endopeptidase activity
Source: RefSeq, a predicted model, not a curated record
GUUAAAGCGCGCCGACAGGAAUGGUGGCUGUGAGGUGAUACCGAGCUGUUUGUGCGGGGAGGUUCUCCUGGUUUAGAGAGAGAGAGAGAGCGAGCGAGAGUGAGUGAGUCCAACUUCAAGCCUCGCCUCCCUUCCUCUCUCUAAAAAAAAAACUUAUCAGCAAAGGACUUUAUCCCGGGGGCGAGAGCGCAGUCUGUCCGGUCGGUGGCUUUUUCUGGAAGCUUCUCUGUCUGUGGAUGUGGCUCACUGUAGAGCAGAGACAGACAGGAGGCUCUUUGACUGGAGCUCCUCAGUGAAAUGCUGCCCUGACCUCCCUUUAUGAUUGGUAGGAAUGAGGAAGAGCAUUACCGAAGCUUCAGAUCUCUUUAAAAUCAGAAUGGUUAAUGUUUCUGAGAAUGAGAUCAUAGUAUAUUGCAAAACAACAAAGUUGGUUUGUUGGACUAAAGUAACCGCAUGAGAGGCUGUGUACUGCGAAUUCUCCAGGAUGUUUGGGAACCUGUUUGAAGAAGGAGAGGACUUUGAUUUUGUGUCUGAGAGCAAAGGGAUAAAUGGCCGGAAAUCAAGGAAAAAGGAUCAUGAACUGCCUGCACCCCGAGCAGCCUGUAACCUCAGUGGAAUCAAAAACCAGGGAGGAACUUGCUACCUCAACUCACUGCUUCAGACAUUACUGUACACCCCUGAAUUCAGAGAAUCAUUGUUUGCUCUUGGACCUGAGGAGCUGGGGUGUUUAUCAGACAAAGACAAGCCAGAGUCCAAGGUUCGAGUCAUCCCUUUGGAGCUACAGAGACUUUUUGCUCAGUUGCUGCUGGCAGACCAGUUGGCAGCAUCUACGACGGACCUGACUGAUAGUUUUGGCUGGACAGGUAAUGAGCAGACCAGCCAGCACGACGUGCAGGAAUUAAACCGAAUCCUCUUCAGCGCACUGGAAUGCUCUUUAGUUGGAACUUCUGGUCAUGAUCUCAUCAACAGACUGUACCACGGCAUUGUCGUCAACAAGAUCGUCUGUAAAGAGUGUGGCAAUGUCAGCGAAAGACAGGAGGAUUUCCUGGACUUGACAGUAACGGUGAAGGGUGUCAGUGGACUGGAGGAAGCUUUGUGUAACUUGUAUGUUGAAGAAGAACAUUUCGACAAUGAUAAUUUGUAUCGUUGUGGAAGAUGUGAGAAGCUGGUUAAAGCAACAAAGUCGGCAAAGCUGCGGCAUCUCCCUACUUUCCUGACAGUUUCAUUGCUGCGCUUUAACUAUGAUUUUGUGAAGUCUGAGCGGUACAAGGAGACGGGAUGCUACACAUUUCCAGUAAGGCUCGCCAUGCAGCCGUUUUGUGAGCAGGGUGACUUGGAGGAUGUGGAAUUCGAGUAUGAGCUGUUUUCUGUCAUUAUACACAAAGGAGGCUGCUAUGGUGGACAUUACCAUGCAUACAUCAAAGAUAUUGACCAACUGGGGACCUGGUUUUCUCCUGAUGAAGACACUGUGGUGGUUGACACAACAAAGAAUACAACAAGCAUACAAGGAUGCAGAACCAGCAAUGUUCUGGAUUUGAGAGAUCCCCUGGAAACCUUGAGAGCUAUACUAGUGCAGGUGGGACCUGAUGGCUUACUGGUGGACCAGCUGGGCCAGAAACUGCUGGAGAAAGUUGGUUUUGCUUGGAACAAAAGGUACCGCAAGCAGCACGGGCCAAUAAAGAAGUUUCUGGAAAGCCAUCCAGCUGUGUUUCUCUUGAAGUCAGACGGGACCCGGGUUUCUGUAAAGCAGCCUGCCAACUGCUGCCCAGAACAACAAUCCAACAAAUCCAAAGCCAAGAAAACACCAGCAAACGGCUCUGCCCAGUCGUGCAGUCCUGAUAUACGCUGGUUUAAUUUUGAUGAUUCCCAAGUCCGGCCAAUCCACGAGAAGAAUAUUGAGAAGCAGUUUCAGGGCAAAGAGAGUGCAUACAUGCUGUUUUAUAGAAAGUCGCACUUACAACGAACAUCAGCGGCUAAAGGAAACCCAAGAUACAAAGUUCCUCUUCACCUACAGGAGGAGAUGGCCAACUACGAUGCCGAGCUCAAGAAGCAAAGGAUGGAGUUUGAUUCUGCCGUCAAUAACAUUGAAGUCCAUCUUCACUUGGGUCCAGAGUAUACGUUUGUUAAUGGUGCUCUACACCCAGCUUCUUCCCAGAAGGACAGCGUGCUGACUCUAACCAUUGAUAGAAGGAAAACUAUAGGGGACCUCAGGCAGUCAGCUUUUCAGCUGCUAGAGUUCUGGGAAGGUGAUAUGGUAAUCCAUAUUGCAACAAUACCAGCCGGCCUUCAUCUCUACGAGAGACUCGAUGAGGAUCAGGCCUCGCUGUGCAGUCUGGAGAUUACAGAUGGAGCCAUUCUCUUUGUGUGGAAUGGUAACCAGGUCCGUGGAGUGGACGUAAAAGCAGGACAGGAGCUUGAACCUGUGCUGCUUCAAAUCUUGCUUUCUACAUUGAGGAGCAAAUUGGACUCUGGGGAAGUGGAGUUUACAGAAUUGCGAAAGGCAUUUCCUCGGAGGACAACACUGAGUUCUCUGCAAGAGACUGUACUUCUAUCAACGGGCAUCCCACCAGAGGAUCUCACAGUCUGCCACAGGAAAACAUUGAAAAAUAAAGCAUCUUGGAACUGGAGUGCAUAUCCCACUGAAGACUUGAACAAGACUCUUGAAGAGCUGAGUCUGAAAGACAACGACUCUGUGCUAAUCUUAGACCAAAAGUACUGUGACCUGAGUGUACUAUCUUCCAAUGGUAUGCCAGUCACUGUAGCAACACUGGGUGAUCACAGCUGGGUGCAAGUCAAGAAUUACUGUAGUAAGAAAAUGACGCAAGUGGAGGGGACCACGGUAACCAUUCCGGUUACCAUGGAGAUGCUGGUUUCAGAAAUCAAAGUUUGUGCCAUUGAAAAGCUUAAACUGAAAGAGGAUCUAGCAAACGAUAACUGUUUGAGACCAACUGACCAAACAGGGAAACUCCUUCCUCCAGUACGAGAGGAUUUAACCUUAAGGGACACUGGACUGAAGACAGGAAGCUUCUUGGCACUUUGCUCCGGCAAUGCCCCAACUGACAGUCAGCUUUACUUGAAUUUCGCUGUUGGUGAUAGUGCUAACUUGAGCCCUGAAAUGGAGGUUGUAGUGGAACAGAAGAUUUCUGUCAGAGAGUGCCUGAAGCUGAUGUUAGAGAAAGCAGCCUUAUCAGGUGAGUGUUGGCAUUUGAGGAAAACAGACUGGUGCUACGAAGCUGGAGAAGUUUUGAUAGACGAAGAAGCCUCCUUGUCAGACUUGAAGAUCAGCACUGGAGAGACACUCCUCAUCAUGGAGGGACGACUCCCACCAAAGGGAUUCCUGAAGCUACCAGUUUGGUUCUAUCAGUCUGCCCUGGAUUCAAAAAACAGAAAAUACCUUGAGGAUGAGCAGGGAAGCUUCACGCAUAGAUUGUCUACUUUAAAUAUAUCUGCUACGAGAGAUCAUUCACUGCAGCAUCACUUGGACGCUGAACUGAUGUUCAUGGGUGAUAUUGAGAUAUCUGGAGAAGCCAAUCUAGAGGAUUUAAAAACUCAGGUUCUAACUUUGCCAAUGCUGCAGUCGCUCUCCGUUCCUUCAGUAAAGUUCCUCAGAGUCUGGCUCCUGGAGAGUAAAUGCCGUACCAAAAUCCUGCGGAACCACCAGCAGCAGCUCAGCAAAUUUAAACUGAGAAGCAGUGUGGAGAUCGGCAUUCAGCUACUGCAGGCAGACGAGGAGUUGACCUCCACUGAAUUGUUGCUGCAGCUUUGGAUGGCAGUGCCCGGUGAAAGUUCCUAUUACCCUCCAGAAGACUUUAUUUUUGACACAUCUAAGGAAUGCACGGCUCGGACACUUAGACACAAGAUUGCCCAGCGUUACUCACUGACUGUGGAGCAGAUUGAAAUUGCAAAAUACUUUCCAGAGAAGUCUACAUGGAUGCCCAUCUCCAGCUGGAGCCAACAAGUUUCAAAAAAGAAAAGGAAAAAGAAACCGGAGAAUCUACAAGGGGCACCAAAUCAUCUGAAAGAUGGUGAUAUUAUUGGGGUUAAGAAUUUAUUGAUUGACAUGAAUAAGGAUUUCAGCACCUUAACUGAUGACUUUGUGAAAGAGCAGCACACACUAGAAGGAAGUAAAGGGGACAGAAGUCGCCAAGCCCCUGCCCAUCAAAGCGGAGAUGCUCUGGAUGGUAAAACUGCCCACUGUGCUCGUGCCCGUAGACCUGAGGUGGCUCUAUCCAUCAGUGUAGCGGACUUCAGGUAACGAAGAAAGAACAAAGAGCAGAAAAUUUGGGCACUGAAGCGAGUGCUUGAAAGAGCUGGCGAGCUCCUGAAGUGAUUAACAGGUGUAAUGCUGAGUAAGACAGCUGGGUGUACAAAGUAAUUUACAUGCUGCUGAACACAGAAAAAAUGGGCCAGAUUAUUUAUUCAGGUUUAAAGACAGGGUGGCAAGAUCAUUAAGUGAUUCUUCAGUACAUUUUCUUGUCUUGACAGGGGUUUAACUGUUGGCAGGGGAAACCCACCAUAAUAUGUUAUUGGAACCUUGAUAUAAAAAAAAACGUUUGUGGACCUUUAAAAUAUUUUUAUAA